AAGCGGGUCUUGGAGUUUGUCUGCCUCCAGAAGCGCAGUUGUGUUGUCCGUGGACCGGGCGGACAGAGUUUGUCCUCAGCAGGGAACAUCACAGUCGCGCCUUUUCGUUCUGGACUCUGUCUCUCUCUCUCUUGACUCUGUCGCCAUGAGCAUGUUGACAUCGGAGAACGCUUUUCUUUCUUCCUUACAGCCACACACCUUAUCAACCACGUAUGCUCUCCCGUCGGACAACCAACUCGGGAAUGGGAGCGCCAUGUCGGACAGCGCCGUGCGAGCGCGGCGUGUCCAGGAGCAGAUUAAGAUGAAAAUGGCCGAGAAGGGCACACUUCCGCGUCAGAAUGGAAAGGCCUCCCAAUACGCAAUGUCAGACUACGGCGGUUCAUCAACAAUGAAAUACAGCAACUACAGCCCAAGUUACAGUUCCAAGUCUUCCUACAUGUACUCGGGCUCAAAAACCCUGGGUCCUCGUGUGUCCGCCAGGACAGAAUUCAGCAGCCGGUCCGCAGCCCCAGACAUAACCCAGUUUCAGCGGAUGAGUGUGGGUGUGGGUGGAGGUGGAGGUGGAGGUGGAGGUUUUUACCGGGAAGAAAUGCACAGUGGUGGUUUCCAAGGGACCAUCAGACAGAACCAAAUGGAUCGAGACGACAUGUCUGUGCAUUCACUGCGAAACCCGGCGUGGAUGAUGGACAACAGCGAUGCUGGAAGCCUGAUCUCCGAGCGAGAUGGCACCUUUGACCAGCAGUAUUCCCAGAGUGGAAUGAACGGCUACGACACCCAAUUAAGACAAGGAGGAAGCACCAUGAGUUAUCAGACUGUGCUGGCUCCUGGGUUUCAGACCCAGGAGCCAGCACUCAGCACUGGGCGCCGAAGUUUAAGUGGCACUCUAUCCCGUAGUGGUGGUCUGGGAGGAGGAGGGACAGAGAUUAUCCAACAGCAGUCCUUUAAAGGCCCAGCCCACCGCACCAUCAACAGGAUUGCAAACCGUAACCGGAUGAGUGUGACCUCCAUGUCUGGGUCCCGGAUGACCUCAAGUUCCGGCAACAUUGGAGCAGGAGGAGACAGAAUGGAUAGUGGGUUUUUAAUGUCCGUGAAAUCUGGUUCCCACGGGAACCUCUCUCAGCAACGCCAAGGUGGCCUGAUGCGAUCCACGUCUAUGAGAAGUGUUCAGAGCGUGGGCGGGGGCAUGGAUAUCUAUGGCCAGGCAGAUUUUGAAGACAAUCCCCGCUUUGAAGGGAUCCACAGCUUGGAUGUACCCGCUGCAAUUUCAUACCUGAGAGGGGACGACACAGGGUUGCACGCCUUGGGUUCAGCGUACCUUCAGCAUAUUUGCUACAAUGAGAAGUCAUCAAAAGAAGAGGUGAAAGCGUUGGGUGGCACUGAGGAUCUGGUGAGGCUGUUCAACAGUCCUGAUCCUGAAGUUCGCCGUUAUUCCACUGGCGCCGUGCGCAAUUUGAUCUUUCAACAUGCUGAUAAUAAGCAGGACCUUAUUGACUGCAAUGGCAUCGCGAUGCUUAAUGAGGCGCUUGUAAUGGAAGACGAUGAGCUUCACAAAAACAUCACAGGUAUUCUGUGGAAUCUCUCAGCCAAAGACAAUUUGAAGGACAAGCUGAAGAUGAUCCUUCCUCGCCUCACCGAGAAAAUCCUUGUCCCUCUCACUGCACAAGAGAGUGAAAAAGCAGAAAAGAUUAUACAAGACAUGGGUAUCCCCUCGCAUUGUUCCUCGGAGACAGAAAUACUACUCAACACGUUGGGAUGCUUGAGGAACCUGAGCUCUGGCUCAGAAAAGGUCCGUAAAGAGGUGCGAGAAACAAAAGGGCUGGUGGAGUCUUUGGUGGGUUAUAUUCGUAGCACCCUGGAUACUGGAAAGGUAGAAGAAAAGGGUGCUGAGAACACGAUGUGCACCUUAAGGAACCUCUCAUACCGAGUGUAUGAAGAAAUGCCUCCGUCUAUGAAAUCAAAAAUGGAUGGUACAACUUCCUCAUCGAACACCGUCGGCUGCUUUUCACCGAAUAGCAGCAAAAUCAUACAGAAAAAGAGUGCCCAAAAAUCCUUUUCACCUACUGAGCUAGCAAAAUUUCCAAAAGGCAUCGAGUGGCUGUGCCACCCUAAAAUAGUACAUUUGUACAAUAGCGUGAUUAAAUCAUGCGAAAUUAAUGCCGUCACACGAGAGGCGGCCAUUGGAGCUCUGCAGAACAUCACCAGUGGACAGGACCCGUGGGCUAAAAAGUUGUCCUGCUACAUGGUGAACGACUACAAGAUGCUGCCAAACCUGCUGGAUCACUUGCGCUCAGAAAGGACCACUGAGCUACGUUCUCUCAGUGGCUUGUUGAGGAGCCUCUCCUCUCAUGCUGACACUCUACCAGCACUAGAUGGCGUGGUGAAGAAGCUACCAGAGGGCAACAAUGACGUGCCUAAUGUUGACGUUCUGGUCAACCUCUGUGGCGUUCUCAACAACAUGGUGGCGCGCAGUUUCGACGCUGCCAAGAGACUCACUGAAAAUUCAGGCUUGGAAAGACUGAUGAACACGAAGACACUGGGGGACGAAGAUCCAGGCAUGGUUGACGCGAGCAGAAGUGCACGCGUAGUACUUCGCAACAUUUAUAACUACAGGAAACUGCACAGGAUUUUCAGACGGAAAGGUUAUACGAAAAAAGACUUCUGUGAUGAUUCCUGAGAUGCAGGAUCUGAACCAUUGGACAAACUGCUGUGUAUUUUUACGAAACGGUCCAUCAGAACAGCACAAGAACCGCCAAGGCAGCAGGAUUAUGAUUGAACAGAUAUUGCCGGCACGCUAAUUUGUGUAAACAGUUUGUAUAGACUCUGAGGGAUUUUAUUCCAGUCAUAGCAACAUGCAUUUAAACAAAAUGGCUUAAAAACAAAAACGGUUGAUGGGAAAACCUAGUGCACUCACUAUAACAAGUUAGCUUUGUAAAUAGUGCUUUUAAUUUUAAAAACAUAUUAGAUUGAAUAUUUUUGUUUCUACAAGUUAGCAUCUAAUCUUGUUUUAUUUUGAUGGAAAUUAGAGACAAAAAAAAUGGCUGUAAAUAUCUUAUCUUUUGGGAUCGUGCUUAUGGAUUUGCAUGUUUUUACACUACAAAUGAAAAUCUAUAAAAAAAUGUGUAAUCAGCUGGUGGAGUAGGAAAUUGUGUGCAAAGUUUAUGUAUAUUUUCAGUUGAGGACUUAAGUUUAUAAAUGAGAUGAAUGUUGCAUAUGAGCACCUUUGAGACUCGUUUCUUAGUAGACACAAAAACUUUAAUUUUGUACAUAAUCUAUUUUAGGGGAAUAAACGGUAAGAUAUGAUUUUUAAAGAUUAAUGCUCAGUGUAAGUGGUGUCAAGUAUGUGGGGUUUUUCAGGAAACUUUUGUACGUUUGUGUGUUUCAUACCAUCACAUGUAUCAUCCGAUUUUAACUAAUAAAAAGACACACUGGGAGAAAAAGUUGA
Messenger RNA from Poecilia reticulata (guppy), 3442 nucleotides. Its product is annotated as plakophilin-3-like. The record is from RefSeq and is a predicted model, not a curated record. Gene Ontology annotation, cellular component: plasma membrane; adherens junction; cytoplasm. NCBI's taxonomy places the organism in Eukaryota, Metazoa, Chordata, Actinopteri, Cyprinodontiformes, Poeciliidae. Gene Ontology annotation, biological process: cell-cell adhesion. Gene Ontology annotation, molecular function: protein binding.